Messenger RNA from Cuscuta campestris, 1902 nucleotides. The record is from the annotation of a GenBank genome assembly. NCBI's taxonomy places the organism in Eukaryota, Viridiplantae, Streptophyta, Magnoliopsida, Solanales, Convolvulaceae.
AUCUCGUGUUAUGAUGGAAAUGGAAAGAAUUUAAAAAAAAAAUAGUACUAAUCAUACCAACAACAUAUGUCUUAUUUUUGGGUGCUUAUUACUUAGAAACUCCUUGGUAAGCGUGUUGGACUCAGAACAAUUAUAGGAUGGAUGGCCCUCUAGAAAGUUCUUUGGGUGCGCACAACAUCUAUGGUCUCAUACUCUCAUUAGCCUCGCCAUUCUCUCCGACCACAAUUCGGCUUCUCAGUACAUGGCCGCCGCAUUUCAAUCCUCUGCUCUGUGCUUCACCGGAGUCUCAGCAUCUUCCGGCCGAAGAAACUUUGGGGGGAGUCAAUUCUCGGGAUCGUCGCCGGCUUCUCAGAGAUUCCGUUCCCGAUCUUCAGCCGCCUUUCCCAGCUCCAGAAUUCACGGAAGAGCAUUGCCAAGCGAUAAUGUGCCUCUUGAAGAGGAUGGAUCUCGACUAGUGGUUUGUUUUGGGGAGAUGCUAAUCGAUUUCGUCCCAACCACAAGUGGACUUUCUUUAGCCGAAGCACCUGCUUUUAAAAAGGCUCCAGGGGGUGCACCAGCUAAUGUUGCUGUUGGCAUAUCUCGCCUAGGUGGUUCAUCGGCUUUCAUAGGCAAGGUCGGUGAAGAUGAGUUUGGCUUCAUGCUUGCCGAUAUUUUGAUGGAGAAUAAUGUGAACAAGGAAGGGAUGCGGUUCGAUCCCGGUGCUCGUACUGCUUUGGCAUUUGUAACACUUAGAAAGGAUGGGGAGCGUGAAUUCAUGUUUUACCGUAAUCCUAGUGCAGAUAUGUUGCUGCAACCGAAUGAACUUGAUUUUGAAUUAAUUAAGAAGGCAAAAAUUUUCCAUUAUGGUUCCAUAAGCUUAAUUACUGAGCCAUGCAAAUCAGCACAUGUUGCUGCAGCUAAAGCUGCAAAGGAUGCUGGUGUAAUUCUGUCAUAUGAUCCGAACCUGAGGCUUCCGCUAUGGCCAUCAGCAGAAAGUGCCAGGGAAGGAAUCUUUAGCAUAUGGGAUACUGCUGAUAUUAUUAAGGUUAGUGAAGAAGAGAUUUCAUUUCUGACACAAGGAGAAGACCCAUAUGAUGACGAUGUUGUUCGUAAACUUUACCAUCCAAACCUCAAAUUGCUCCUUGUCACAGAAGGUCCAGCAGGUUGUCGAUAUUACACCAAGGAGUUUAAUGGAAGAGUUGCGGGGUUGAGGGUGGAAGCUGUGGACACUACUGGUGCAGGAGAUGCCUUUGUUGCCGGUAUACUGUCACAAUUAGCAUCCGAUGAAUCAUUGCUUCAGAACGAGGGGCGGUUGAGAGAGGCUUUGAGUUUUGCGAAUGCUUGUGGCGCUUUGACUGUGACAGAGAGAGGCGCAAUCCCCGCCCUGCCCACAAGAGAAGCUGUCCUCAGCGCCAUGCUUCUCAAACCAGCAGCAGCUUGAGAGAAUGCAUGCAACUGAAGCUGAUGUUGUACCUCUGUUUCACACUUCUUUAAGGUAAGCGACAUUUUCAGACAUGCAUUGUAAUAAUAUUUGCUGGUUUUCCUCCCUUGUGGAUGUUACAUGUGUUCUUGAAAUCAUUAGGCUGUAAGUGUGGCAUAGAGCCUGGAUAUGUGGAGGAAAAAAAGAGGCUUCCAUAGGAGGAGCCCUAGCGUCUAAGGUGGGGUUUUUUUUGGUCAUGAAUGCACCACAAUGUAGGAUCUGCAAUGUUGAAAUGGUAAGGAACCAACUCAACCAAAAGCUCUAGUUUGUGAUUGUAAGCUCGGAAAAUAUUUUGAAAUUCUAAUUAGUCCAUCACAUGUAGACAUGGUCACUUCGGCCUGGAUCACAUGUCAAAGAAUCAACUCAACCAAACAUUCAAAGUUGUGGUUGUAGGUCUAGAAAAGAUUGUUAUAUUCUAACAUAAAUGAAUGACGAGCUUUAGU